AUCACCUCAAGUGUGUACUGGCACUCGGUACUGUCAUGUCGUAUGGAAGCAUCAAGAAUUCUGUCCAUACAUUUAUUCAUGUGAAAUCGUGAAGGGUUCACUGCCCCUUUUUCCUAGUGAUGAUUAGUCCAACACUUUCUCAUUGUCUCGCGAUAAUGAGAACAGAGACAUUAAGCUUGUAAAUGAGUCAUUUUAAAGUGUGGGAUUUAAUUAUUAAGAAUAAAAAGUGGGAAUGGAAGACAAAAAGGGCAGUUUUUUCCCACCUUUUUAUUUUAUUAAUUUUCUUUCUCUGAAAGCUGUGGAGAUUUGCGGACUACGGCGACUCGGAUGUUUUUUAUCGGGCGAAGAUCUCAACUUGUAGAACAACCCGCACUCUAAUGGAAGGGGACUCCCCUGACCGUGAUUCUGUCGAGUCUGGAACAAAGAGGUCUAGUGCAUCAUCAGGAGGGAGAUCACGAGGUCGUAAAGAGUUCCUCAGAAAGUUUGUACACCAUCAAUUCCUGACAGAAAAGCUUGAAGACUGGUUUUCAGCAAUAUCAGAAAAUUCGGCAUGUACAGCUCCUGUGUUUGAUGUCCCUUUUGAGUUGUCGGAAGUUCAAAAGUUGGAUUAUGCACUGGAAGGGUUUUCAUUUCAGCAAUUGAUUCGGAUGCCAAGUGCUGUUUAUGCAUCAACGUCAGAUUCUGUUGAAGCCACUGCCUAUCUUGCCAUCGAAGAUUUCCUACAUGCAGGUGUGAAGGGGUUGUGGGAGGCAUUUUGGAGUCAAGGUGGGCCUCUGCCUUUCUCGAUUUCCUGUCUGCACAGUGAAAAUUUGAAAUUCUAUGCUGCAGAAAAGGCAAUUGCUAGUGGAAAGCUUGAAGGCCUUUGUGCCACUGCUGUAAUGCUGAAGAGCACCCGACAUUCACAUGGAAAAUGGGACCACGUUCUUCAAUUAGUACUGAUGAGGCCCGAUGUUGGGAGUUUUGCAAUUGAAAGUAACCAGCUUCCUUCACAAUCUGUCCUAGGGGAAGCACUCUUCUUUGCUUUGCGUAUACUACUAUCGAGAAGCCUCAGCAGAUCUAGUAUCCUUAAUAAUUCUAGUUGUGUCUUUGUACUUAUUGUUGAUUCGCAAUAUGGGGGAGUUUUAAAAGUUGAAGGAGAUCUGAAUAAAUUGGACUAUGAUGUGAGCAGUGUCUAUGAAUGUGCUGCUGAAUGGAUCAGAAAACAUUCAAGAAUUGCAGUUUCACCCAUUGAUAGGAUCUGGAACAAGCUUGGGAAUGCCAACUGGGGGGACGUAGGUGCUCUUCAGGUGCUUCUGGCAACGUUCCAUUGUAUUGUUCAAGUAGCUGGAAUGCCAAAACAUUCAGUAGAUGAUUUAGCAGCAGAACAUUGUUCUCGCCUUCAAACCCGAAGAGCAGAAAGGAAAUUGGGGGAUAACAGAAUGAACGGAAAUGGUUUAUUCAGGUUUCAGCAUCACGGUGGUACCUCUGAAAUUGUUGAAGUUCAGGAUGAAUCCAUCAAUGUUGAAUCUGAAGAGGUAAUGAAGCUGGAUGCGGGAUCUGUUCUGUUGAUGGAGGAUUCAAACUGGCAAAAAGGUUUUCAGAUCAAUGAAGUUUUGCGUGAUGGCGAACUUUUGUUCUACAGUGCAACUUCUUUGGAAGAACCAAGAAAGGAUUUAUUUUUGUAUGUUGGGUCUCAUCCUUCUCAGCUGGAACCGGCAUGGGAAGAUAUGAACUUGUGGUAUCAGGUUCAGAGGCAGACCAAAAUAUUAACUGUUAUGAAACAGAGGGGCCUCUCUAACAAGUAUUUGCCUCAGCUGGUUGCAUCCGGCAGGAUAAUUCACCCUGGCCAAUGUAGGAGACCAAGCUCUGGUGGGAAUUGUGACCACCCAUGGUGUGGAACUCCAGUCCUUGUUACCAGUCCAGUUGGUGAGUCAGUUGCAGACUUGCUCAGAGAAGGACGAUUUAAUUCAGAUGAGGCUCUUAGGUGUUGCCAUGAUUGUUUAUCUGCACUGUCAACAGCAGCCUCUGCUGGAAUUCGGCAUGGAGACAUCCGCCCAGAGAAUGUGAUUCGUGUAAGCACUGGUGUCAGGCAUCCUUAUUAUGUCCUUAUUGGGUGGGGGCAUGCUAUUUUAGAAGAAAGGGAUCGCCCAGCAAUGAAUCUUCUUUACUCUUCAACUUAUGCUCUUCAGGAGGGUAAGUUAUGCUCAGCUUCAGAUGCAGAGAGUCUGGUCUACUUGAUCUAUUUCUCGUCUGGUGGGGUUUUGCCAGACUUGGAUUCUGUGGAGGGAGCACUCCAGUGGAGGGAAACCUCUUGGUCGAGAAGACUGAUUCAGCAAAAGCUUGGCGACAUUUCAGCUGUGCUGAAAGCCUUUGCUGAUUAUGUUGACAGUCUUUGCGGUACACCUUAUCAUAUGGACUUUGAGAUAUGGUUGAGAAGGUUGAGAAGAAAUAUUCAUGAAGAAGAUCAUGGUAAGGAGGUUGACCCAUCAGGGUAGUUUUUUUUUCCCCCUUUAAAAUAUAUAUAUAUAUAUAUAUAUAUUUUUACCCUAGUAGCUAUAGUGUCAGACCGAGUCCUCAUGAACUUCUUCAAUGCCAGUUCCCAAUGUUUGGGACAUGUUUGGAUUUUCAUGAGGCCUCUGAAACCAGAAGUGAUUUAAACAGUGUUGUUCAGGCUGGAGUUUUUUUUUUCCGAUUGGUUAACAAAGCUGUCCAGAUUCCUGUUGAUUGUUUCGCUUCAACCAUAGAGGUCUAUGGAAAGUAAUCACCGGCACAUGGAUGGCUCAUUUCUUUUCCAGUUGGGUGUGCUGUAUUUUUCUCUGGGGAACUUUGAAUCAUCUUUUAUGACUGCUUAAAUUUGCUCAUAAAGUAAGCCCCAAUAUGAAGAGUUCUCGAGGCCAUUUUCAAUAUUUCAUGGAGUUCUGAAUUGGGAUUGUGUAAAUCAUCUGUCAACAUUAACUUGGUUCCCUAGUCCUGUCUGAAAGGCCUCCCUUCUCGGAGAUUUUGAUGCCCCAUUCAGGUUUGAUUGUAUUUAUUAUUGUUAUUUUCCCCUUUGUAUAGAUCUGGGAUGUUCACAUUUCUUGGAACAUCUUGGUGUAACUGUUUCAUCUGGGCUGGUGUGCAAAGUCUGCAGCAUAUUAACGGGUUAUUGGUUUCAUUUAUCUUGGGGGUGUUUUCAUUUAGGUAAUUUGUUCAGACCAUAACAUUCUGGAGCAUAUGAGGUGCUACAUUUUCUUUCUAGUUGUACAAUUCAACCAUCUCCUUUGAGAUUUUUUUCUUAUUUCCUAGAAUUUAACUUCUA
This is a messenger RNA of Macadamia integrifolia, 3277 nucleotides long. RefSeq lists its product as uncharacterized. NCBI's taxonomy places the organism in Eukaryota, Viridiplantae, Streptophyta, Magnoliopsida, Proteales, Proteaceae. The record is from RefSeq and is a predicted model, not a curated record. The transcript is spliced from 2 exons. The coding region runs from base 378 to 2474 and encodes 698 amino acids.